GUUGGGCGAGGCAGAUACUCUCUCUCACACAUACGCACAGUUGGCCGGGUGGGGAGAGAGAGAGGCCUCAGCUGUCGGUGCGCGCGUCUCGGGUGACCGUGUCUAAAACUGUACGGCUAAACGGCUGGAGUAACGGUCAGCGUUCAGCAGUCAUGGAUUUGGGGAAGCCGGAGACGCUGGUGAAGGAGCAGCAGCUGAAGGAUCAGUUCGAGAACUUGGAGAAGCAUACCCAGUGGGGCAUCGACUUUGUGGAGCGCUACACCAAAUUUGUCAAAGAGCGGUCAGAGAUCGAACUCAACUAUGCAAAGCAAAUCAGGAACCUGUCUAAGAAAUACCAGCCGAAGAAGAACGCCAAGGAGGAGGAAGAGAACAAGUACACGUGGUGUCGUGCGUUCUUUACCUCUCUGAAUGAGCUGAACGACUACGCCGGUCAGCAUGAGCUCAUCGCGGAGAACAUGACGUCACAGAUCAUCGCAGAGCUCACGCGAUACAUACAGGACCUCAAAUCAGAGAGGAAGUCUCAUUUCCAAGAUGGACGCAAAGCUCAGCAGCACAUUGAGAACAGCUGGAAGCAGCUGGAACAGUCUAAGCGGAAUUUCGAGAGGGCUUGUAAGGAGGCGGACAGAGCGCAGCAGUAUUUUGAGAAAAUGGACGCUGAUAUCAAUGUGACGAAGGCCGACGUGGAGAAGGCGAGGCAGCAGGCUCAGUUGAGACACCAGAUGGCGGCUGACUGUAAGAGCGAGUAUUCCAACUACCUGCAGAAAUUUAACCAGGAACAGACCGAACAUUACCACACACUCAUCCCCAACAUCUUCCAGAAGAUCCAGGACAUGGAGGAGAGGAGGAUCGAGAGAUUGGGGGAAUCCAUGAAGACCUUUGCUGAGGUGGACAGACAGAUUCUACCCAUCGUGGGGAAAUGCCUGGACGGCAUGACCAAAGCGGCCGAGAGCAUCGAACCCAAGACUGACUCUGCGCAGGUGGUGGAAUCGUAUAAAUCGGGGUUCGAGCCCCCGGGCGAUGUCGAGUUUGAAGACUACGGUCAGGCAAUGAAAAGGACGGCAUCGGAAACCAGUCUGACGAACUCUCGCCCCGAAGGCAAGGCAGACAAAUCCAGCAAGGGCAAGAGCAAACUCUUCUUCUUCAAGAAGAACAAGCUUAUGUCCCUGUUAACGUCCCCUGCACCUCGCCAGCCCCCCCCAGAACCCCCCUCACCUUCUGCUGUGACCCCUGACCCCUGCCCCACCCCCCAGACCCCCAAACAGCCCAAGGAGGCCCUAUCGCACCGCUUCAACGACCUCAUGACCUCCAAGCCCAAAAUGCACUGCCUAAGGAGCCUGCGGCGCGGGCUCUCUCUCAAGCUGGGUGCGAAUCCGGAGGACUUCAGUCACCUGCCUCCAGAGCAGCGGAGGAAGAAACUGCAGGCGAAGAUCGACGACAUCAACAAAGACAUACAGAAAGAGAUGGACCAGAGGGACGCGUUGACAAAAAUGAAGGACGUGUAUGUGAAGAACCCCCAGAUGGGAGACCCUAGCAGUGUAGACCCCCGCCUUGCAGAGAUCGGCCAACACAUCGACAAACUACAGGCCGAGCUGCAGAAAUUUGAGGGCUGGUUAGCGGAGGUGGAGGGCAGAAUGCCGACGAGAAGUGAAUCUUCUCACAGACAGAGUGCCGUUUAUGAGACACAGAAUAGCACGCCGCCCACCAACAACAGCUGCGCUCAGGACCGAGAAAGUCCGGAUGGCAGCUACACCGAGGAGCAAAGCUCUGAGCUCCAGCCGAAAGUUCAGACCGACCCGGAAUUUGACGAGUUUGAAGAAGAAAUGCUGCCCACCAUCGGAACCUGCAAAGCUCUCUACCCGUUUGAAGGUCAGAAUGAGGGCACUCUGGCGCUGGUGGAGGGGGAGGUGCUGUUUGUGAUUGAGGAGGAUAAAGGAGACGGCUGGACACGCGUUCGGCGGAACGAGGAAGAAGAGGGUUACGUUCCCACGUCCUAUGUAGAAGUCUUCCUCGACUCCAACGCCAAAGGCUUCUAUCUGUAGGAUUAGAGUUUGUGUACAACCCGUUCCAGAGGGUGAGAAUGACUGCAUCUGUGUGAGGCUACUUUACUAAAAACACUUGUGUGGCAUCUUAAAGGGAUUUCUGAAUUUGUGCAGGACUCCAAACUUCUAUGCUCAGUGAUUACACUAGAAUCUAAGGGCACUUUCACACCUUCCUUGUUUGGUGUGGACCUAUCAAAGCUUUUUUUUAGUUCGGUCCGUUUUGACAGGUGUGAACACUCCAUAAAACAACUGAAUCAUAAUCCUCUUCCAGAUUAACCCUGCUGGUGGGCUCACAUUUCUGUCAUGGUCUGCACCAAACGAGGGAAUUCAACAUCUGAGCAUGUCUUUGCCUGCUUUUUCAGUGCUGUACUGUCCACAUAAUCUGCCUAUUUUAAACGUUUGACCGUUGAUGGACGCUCAUAUUGUUCCUGCAGCACAAUCCCGCUACUAAAGCAAUAAAAAUAAUAACAAAGAAAUGCCUUUGAUUUUGGCCCAUGAAUCAUUAAAUGUACCAGCAACCUGACUGAUGACGAUAUUGGUAAACCACUCAUAAGGAAAACAGCCUAAGGCCCCGUUCACACUUGGCAUUAAUAUGCAUUCUGGGUGAUCUGAUCAUAAGUGGGCAGCGCUAAGAGUGUGAACGGGCUACAAUGCAUCCUGGAAACACGUGAUUCGAUCACCCAAACCACCUUUGAAAGUGGUCAGGGAUGCAUAUGACCACUUGACGUUUACAGUGUGAAUGCUAAGGCUAAGUUCACAUUACAAGCCUCAUUGCUCAAAUCCGAUUUUUUGCUCAGAUCCAAUUUCUCUGUAACGAUGAUUCACACUUGUUUAGGUAUCUGAUUCAAGUCUGUCAUUAAUG
Messenger RNA from Colossoma macropomum (tambaqui), 2901 nucleotides. It is a transcript of the gene fnbp1b, whose product is annotated as formin-binding protein 1. Gene Ontology annotation, molecular function: protein binding. Lineage: Eukaryota; Metazoa; Chordata; Actinopteri; Characiformes; Serrasalmidae. The record is from RefSeq and is a predicted model, not a curated record. Gene Ontology annotation, biological process: signal transduction.